Plutella xylostella (diamondback moth) is the source of this 1130-nucleotide messenger RNA. Its product is annotated as trypsin, alkaline B. Gene Ontology annotation, biological process: proteolysis. The record is from RefSeq and is a predicted model, not a curated record. Gene Ontology annotation, molecular function: serine-type endopeptidase activity. NCBI's taxonomy places the organism in Eukaryota, Metazoa, Arthropoda, Insecta, Lepidoptera, Plutellidae.
AUAUUAUAAUAUAUAUAGCUUUUUCAUAAUCAGAUCGUGAUAGCGAUGCAAUAAAUAAAUUACCUAUAUUGGUCACCAUAUUGUUUUUUUUCAAUCGCUGCGCUAUCAUGGCUUUGUACGCUUGGGCUCUUCUUGCACUUGUUGCAGCGGUCUCCGCCGACGUGUCCAGAGUCUUAGAUGGCCAGGCGGUGGCCAUCGAGAGCUAUCCCUUUGUCGUGCAGGUGGACUUCCUCCAGCCGGGAGGCGUCUGGAGCCAGGCGUGUGCUGGAGCCCUCAUCAGCACCAAGUGGACCUUGAGCGCUGCGCAGUGCUUCAGUGGGGCCUCCUACCCUGGCGUGACCCACCGCCGUAUCCGCGCCGGCACCGCCAAACGCAACAGCCGAGGCGUGCUUUACACCAUCGCCCGCAUCAUCAACCACCCAGACUACGGACUAGCGGCGCCCAGAGACUCUGACGUCAGCCUGGUUGAACUGUCCACUCUGGCUACCCUGUCUAGUACUAUUCAGACGGUUUCUAUCAAUGUGGCUGGGUCGGAGCUGCCUGGUACGACUGCGGUGAGGCUGCUUGGAUGGGGACAGAUUAGGCUCAACGGGCCCUCCUCCUUACAACUACGUGACGGCAUCGCCAACAACCUGGCUCUGGAAACCUGCGCGUCUCGCUACGACCGUGGAUCCAUUACCACCAACAUGUUCUGUACCUUAUCCAGCUCUGCUGAAGAACAGACCAGUUGCCAAGGAGACAACGGUGGUCCAGUGGUGCUAAACAAUGUCGUCGUAGGCCUGGUCUCUUGGGGCAAUGGCUGCGUGGUCAGCUCUUACCCGGCCGUUCAUACUAAGGUAUCUGCGUUUACUAACUGGAUUGUGGCUAACGCUGUCUAAUGGGAGAGCCAAUAUUGUAUAGAAAGAAAUUGAAGUUCCCAUUUUAAGUGUAUAAGAUUAUUAUGGGAAAUAAACUGUUAAACCUUAUAUUAGAGGAUAGGUACAAAAGUUGGGUUUAUCGCUGGAAGAGAUCGAUUGAUAAGACCACCUUUUGUAUCCUAAUUAAGCUGUGACUUGUUAAUUUAUUAUUGUUUUUGGUGUUCAAUAAAGAGUACUAUGUCUAUCAUACAGGAUUAAAUGUUUUGAUUAAGA